AUGUCGGGCUCCAAGCGGCCUCUGGGGGACAUGAAGAAGAAGGGGAGCAUCCGCUGGGAUGAGGAGAAUCUGGAGGAGAACGAGCGCAUCAAGAAGGAGCUCAACCCACGCAAGAUAGAUGAGCCCAAGACGCCUUACCUCUCACCCAUGGACACUGAUGAAGAGGGAGACUUGGGCACCCGCCUGAGGCCGCUGUCGCUCGACGAUGCCGCCACCGCGGCUGCGGCGGCGGCCUCCGCAGCGGCAGCAGAGGCCGCGGGGGCCUCCGCCUCUGCAGGCACCACCUCGGAUGAGGCGGGCCCCUCGCGCUCGGGGCGCGGCAGGGGCAGGCACGUGCGCAUCGGCGGCCGCGGCUGGUCGGACAGCGACCGAACGGUGAGCCCCAGCCCGCGCCACCCGGACGGCGGCAGCCCCUCCAAGGCGGCCAGGAGCCCUCGCUUCUCAGACCAGUACUACGACGGACUGCAUGAGCAUGAUGAUGAGGACGAGGAUGAGGCGGCGGCGGCGGACCCGCUGCGGCAGGAGAAGCGGCGGCGGUUCAAGGAGGCGCGCAAGCAGCACUACAACAUGCGCGAGCAGCUGCAGAGAGCGCGGGAGCUGAUGCAGAGUGUGGAGGAUGGGGAGCCUGAGGACGUGGCGGCAGCAGCGCAGCAGGGCCAGCAGCAGGUGCAGCAGGCGGCGGCGGUAGGGCACCAACAGCAGCAGCAGGAGCAGCAACAGCAGCGCCUGCCCAACGGGCUGUCUGCCGCGGGGGCAGAGAUGGAGGGGGAGCACCUGGAUGCAGAUGUGGAAAGCGAGCAUGAGGGCUCACAGCGGGGGCGCAGCGCUGCAGGCGGGAGAGGCGGCCGAGGGCCGGCGGCAGCAGCGGCGCCGCCAGACCGCGCCGCCAUGUCCGACGACUGA
Molecule: messenger RNA, 903 nt
Organism: Chlorella variabilis
Lineage: Eukaryota; Viridiplantae; Chlorophyta; Trebouxiophyceae; Chlorellales; Chlorellaceae
Exons: 6
Coding region: 1-903 (300 amino acids)
Biological process (GO): regulation of signal transduction
Molecular function (GO): protein phosphatase inhibitor activity
Source: RefSeq, a predicted model, not a curated record